AUGGCUAGAGGCGCAGAGAAACGCAUAGCAGCCGUGAACGCUGGCAAGCUCAAGACGCUUGCGUAUGGCUUCCUGGUCUCCAAUACAGUCUUUCUCCUUAUACACUUUGCCAUCUCGCGCUCGGUACAUUGGCGCACACUCUCAGCGUACUGCUUGACGGAAUGCAUUGCCGCUGUACUUGCCCUGCAAUUGCGCAGCAUGGCGCAUUCCGGUGCAGAUCUCGGGCAAGAGGGGCUCACUGCUUACAUGUUUGACAUCAUUUACAUCACAUGGUUUGUGCAUAUUACGACCAGCCUCAUUUCGCGCCAUUUUUGGUGGGUGUACGCAGCAAUUCCUCUGUAUGCAUGCUACGCGGUGUACAAAAAAAUACUUCUCCCAUUUGUGUUUGGCGGCAAGUCGCCACUCUCAUUCCAGCGCAACUCGGGUGUGCCAUCUGCAGCGCCGACGCCGACGCCCGAGCCGCAGACGAGCAAGCGCCAGGCAAAGCAGCAGGCGCGCUCAAACCGCGGCGGCCGCAUGCAAAGGGGAUGA
This is a messenger RNA of Malassezia vespertilionis, 531 nucleotides long. RefSeq lists its product as uncharacterized. Gene Ontology annotation, cellular component: intracellular membrane-bounded organelle. The record is from RefSeq and is a predicted model, not a curated record. Gene Ontology annotation, biological process: vacuolar protein processing. The transcript has a single exon. Lineage: Eukaryota; Fungi; Basidiomycota; Malasseziomycetes; Malasseziales; Malasseziaceae. The coding region runs from base 1 to 531 and encodes 176 amino acids.